Molecule: messenger RNA, 697 nt
Organism: Suhomyces tanzawaensis NRRL Y-17324
Lineage: Eukaryota; Fungi; Ascomycota; Pichiomycetes; Serinales; Debaryomycetaceae
Exons: 1
Coding region: 390-578 (62 amino acids)
Source: RefSeq, a predicted model, not a curated record
CUGGUGAGCUUCGUCUCAUGUUGGCGGUGCCAGCGUCAGGACCGUAGAGGAUGGGUUGUAGCAACGCGUGCGUGUGUGCAGCGAGCAGAAAAUUUGUUGGUGCGCGAAUGUGGGCUGCUGGGUACGCAGUACCUAUUACUGCCAGAAACUUAGGCGAGUGGCGUUGUCGCAUGACACUACACGGCUGAGCUGGGGCGAAUGUGCAAAUACUCGUAGAGUCGACGUUCCACUUGUCUAGAACAACAACUGAACAUAGUAUUCGGUUGAUCUACCGGGCUAGAGAGGACGCUUCACACUAGGGACGGUGUCCGGCAUGGGCGCUCAUUGCAAGUGUCCCGGUUUUUAGCAUGAGGAAAAAUUUUUGGGGGCCGAGUCUGCUUAUAUAGUGCAUGGUCGUGUCUGCGGGCAGCGCCCAUGCAAGGCAUGGUUGCGAAACCUCUGCCCUAAGCCGUCCGAUGCAUCUCGGUGGGAAGCAAGGGGACUUAAGUGGCGAGUGUCCGACUGUGCCUGCUGCAGCUACGGAGGCACUAAGUGUCAGUUUCCAGCAGAUGGAGAUGCACAAACAUGUCAAUUCCUAGAAGCAGACAGUUCCAGAGUAGUAAACGAUAGAUUUUGUCCACCCAGAACGAAUGGCAAAAGCAUAAUGUGUCAGUUUCAAGAGUAUGGCAGUAAGUAUAUUAGUCCAUAAGAUGCCAGU